AUGAACAACUUUACAGGUAGCUUAAAGGAAAAGGAAAAAAACAAAUUGUUAUAGAAGUAAGCAAAGUUAUUUUUAAUUAUCUUUGAAUAUAAUAAACUGAAUCAGAAGAUUAAUAACAUAGGGAAAUUGAAUAAAUUGAAUGUACAAUAUGGGAUUCUCUUAGCUGUAAAUUUAAAAAGAUUACAAUCCUAAUUAAAUUUAAUGAAGAAAAAGAGGUAAGUUACAUAUAAAAUGGAUAGAUUAUAAGAAUGUAUAUUUUUAUUUAAUAUCAAGUGAAUAAGUAAAGGAUUAAUUGUAAAUGAGUGAAAUAUUAACUAAUUUAGAAUAGAUUAAAUAUUUUUAAUGGUGUGGAAAUUACGGAUAGAACUCUUAAAAGGUUGAUAGAUGGACAGGAAGUUGGAAUUAAAUAACCCUUGAAGAUGUUGGUGGAUAUUACUCUAUUGUUGGAAAGAAAGAAGGUCUAUGGAAGGAGUUAAGCCAAAAUUAUUAAGGGUUCUCAAAAUAUUAAAAUAUUUAUAUUAGGAAUGAUGUUCAAAUCUAUGAUGUUGGAAAAUACAUCAAUAAUCAGAGAAGAGGAACAUGGAAGUUUAUAUAUGAUAAUAAAUAAAUGUAUUUUUGAAUCAAUUAUAUUUUAGAGGAGGAGGAAAUUAUAAUAAUCAAGGUAAAAAAAAUGGAAGAUGGAUUGAAUUAAGUUAAAACUUUUAAAAGUAGAAGAUAUUUUUAUAGUUAUUUUUUAGCAUAAGUCUUAUUAUUUAUAAAGGCGAAUAUAUUAAUGGUAAGAAAUAUGGUAUCUGGGAUAUUUUGUAUAAAAGGAAUGCAAAUAAGUCAUUUAAAUUAAUGUAACAAAAGAAUUAUAAUUAAUUUAAUUAUUAUGAAAAUUUAGAGCUUUUGGAUUUUAUGAUCAAUAGAAUAAUUUUAUAGAUUCAAUUAAAAUAGGAAGAUGGAUAGAACCAGAUGACGGAUUUUGGAAGUAAAUUUAUUGAUUAAAUAUUUAUUAUUUAGUUUGAGUUAAGUUAUCAAUAUUGGUGAGUAUAAAUAUGGUAAAAAAGUUGGUCUUUGGGAUAUAAAGUACAGGAUAUCUGAUAAUUAAUCUUUUUAAAUAAUGUAAACCAUUAUUUCAUAGUUUAAUCUAUUUUAGUGGAGGAGGAUACUAUAAAUAGUUAGAAGAUAAUUCUGUUUUAGGUUCAUUUAAGAAUGGACAAUGGAUUGAAUUAACUGAUGGAUUUUGGAGGUAUUGAAUCAUUGUUUUUAAUUAGAGAUAAAUAAGUGACAUAUUAUGGUGAAUAUUUAAAUGGUUACAAAGUUGGUAAAUGGGAUAUAUAUUAUAAUAAUUAAGAAACUGAGUAAAAUGAAUAUAUGUAAGAAAAUAUUUCAUUUAAAUUUUUUAAUUUCGUGGUGGUGAUUCAUAUGUUGAAAAAAUUAUAGGAAUUGAUAUAUAUUCAAUUAAGAUUGGAAAAUGGAUAGAGUUGAG
This is a messenger RNA of Paramecium sonneborni, 1471 nucleotides long. The record is from the annotation of a GenBank genome assembly. Lineage: Eukaryota; Ciliophora; Oligohymenophorea; Peniculida; Parameciidae.